This is a messenger RNA of Penaeus monodon (black tiger shrimp), 1584 nucleotides long. RefSeq lists its product as uncharacterized. Lineage: Eukaryota; Metazoa; Arthropoda; Malacostraca; Decapoda; Penaeidae. The transcript has 3 exons. Bases 1 to 1584 code for a protein of 527 amino acids. The record is from RefSeq and is a predicted model, not a curated record.
AUGACAACCAAAGAUCUACCAACCAACCAUGACAGUGAAUUACACCAAAUCUGCAACACCAGUGAAAUGACAACCAAAGAUCAGCCAACCACCAGUGAAGUGUCAACCAAAGAUCUGCCAACCAACAGUGAAGUGACAACCACCAAAAAUCUGCCAACCAUAGUGGAUGAAGUGACAGUCACCAGAGAUCCACUAAGCACUAUCGAAGGGACAAUCAACAAAGAUCUGCCAACCACUAAUAAAGUGAUUAUCAAAGAUCUGUCAACCACUAUUGAAGUGACAACCAAAGAUCUGCCAACCACUAAUAAAGUGACAACCAAAGAUAUGCCAACCACCAGUGAAGUGACAUCCACCAAAGAUCUGUUAACCAAUGGUGAAGUGACAACAACCAAAGAUCUGCAACCACCAGUGAAUGAAGUCACAACUAAAGGUCUACGAAGGACGAGUGAAGUGACAGCCACUAAAGAUCGGCUAACAACUUGUGAAGUGACAAUAACCAAUAAUCUACUAACCUCCAAUGAUCUAACCUUCAAUGAAGUGACAACUCAUAUGGUAACUACCAGUGAAGUAACAACGAUUAGAGGUCGGCCAGGCACCAGUGAAAUGGCAACUACCAAAGAUAUGUCAACCAUUGAUAAAGUAACAAAAACUAAAGACUAUCUGUCCACCAGUGAAUUGACACACACUAACCCUAUUUCAGUAUCUAAUGUAAGUACAGUUUCUACUAUUGGUGCAGACUCUACUGCCAAUACAGCAUCCAAUGUGUCUACUACCAAUAUAACACCCAGUGCCACUACAGGUUCCACUGCAAGUACAACAUCUGGCAACAUAGCAUCUACUGAAUCAACAAUGUCCGACGGUACUACAGUGUUUACUGUCACUACAGCACCAACUGCUACAUCAUCGUCUAUAACAGCUGCAACAUCUAAUGCAACUACAGUGUCCAAUAACACUGCAGCAUACAAUGUAAAUACAAUGUCUACUGCUGCCGUAACUUCUAAUGUAAUCACAGCAUCUACUGCUGCUACGGCAUUUAGUGCCAUUACAGCUUCCACCACUACAACAUCCAAUGGAACUACUAUGUAUAUUAGCAAUACAACAUUUAUUGCUCCUACAACAUCUGACGUUUCAGCAAUCACUGGUAAAGUAUCUGAUGCUACAGUGAUUACUGAAACAACAGCAAUUAUUGAUGCCAUGUUUACUACUACUCUAGCAUCCAAUGCCACCACAGCAUAUACCACCGAUGGAGUAUCUAAUGCUACUUCUGUGCCUGAUGCAUCUGCUUACAGUACAGCAUCUGUUGUUACUGCAGCAUCUACUGACACUGUGAAAUAUAACGCAACCACAGUAUCGGCUGGUUUUGCAGGAUCUGAUGCUACUGCACCUUCUGUUGCCACUAUUAAAUUUAAUUCUACUGCAACAGCUACUGCUAUGGCAACACAUACUACCAUUACAGCUACAGAUACUAUAGAUUCUAAAAAUACUUCAGUUACCAAGACAUUAACAAUGGCUACUACCAAUGCAACAUCCAGUGCUCUUAAAAAUUCUGCUGCUACUGCAGUACACAUAGCACAGCAGCAUUGA